Molecule: messenger RNA, 3169 nt
Organism: Dreissena polymorpha
Lineage: Eukaryota; Metazoa; Mollusca; Bivalvia; Myida; Dreissenidae
Exons: 4
Coding region: 557-1879 (440 amino acids)
Biological process (GO): intracellular signal transduction
Molecular function (GO): protein binding
Source: RefSeq, a predicted model, not a curated record
GGGGCAGACAAAGUUUUCAAAAUAAUCGCCGAAAAUCAUAUGUUUUCAUUCAGCUCAACUGUGUUUUUCACGCUAGAUAAUAUACUUUUCCUAAAACUUAAUAGUAUACUUCUAGUUCUGGCUACCAUAACUUUAAAUGUCGCUUUUUAUGAUUUUUGACUGGCGCGACUUUAAACAGGUCUGUCAAUACUAUAUGAACUGUACGCUGAAGUUUCUUUAGCUAGUAUACUUCAUAUGAUAAUACUAUAUAAUAGUGUAACAAGCCCUAAGCCUUAUUUCAUUUAGCCAUGUCACUCCCAGGAUUGAACAAAACAGAAGUUAUCAUUCACCAUUCAUGUGACAUGCUAGGGCGUAGUUAAUGGGGAGGCAGGGGAGGCGGCCGCCUCCCCAAUAUUUCGGCUAGUCGUCGUUAUAUAAAUAAAACGUGAAAUCCCCCAAAAUCGCCUCCCCAAAACCAGUAUUUUUGUAAUCACGCGCCGUCAGUGCAGAAGCCAUGUGUCCCCUCUCCGUCUGCUCCGAGGUUAUGUAUCGCACUUGAACCAUCAGCUGUUCCAAGAUGGGUCUGGCAAUGCGGAUUCAGUUCCACACACACAUUGAGGGUGAUGUUGGGAGGUGCAUACCCAACACAAAACACCGCAAGUUCCCCAGCCACCUCAUCAAACCUGCUGGCGACUUAGUCCUGGAGACUAUGACAUAUCCGAUGAAUUGUUGGCUAAACACUAAAGUGUCUCCCAACAAUGUGUACUGGUGGUGUGAUGCUCAGUUCCUGCCCAACGAUGACAACACAUUAUUCCUGACUGGCGGGGCAUACGAUCCCCGGACGAUGCAUGCAUGGAACUCUGUCAAGCAUGUCCGCCCUGGUAGAGUCAUGAAGCUGGACCUCAUGAAGGCCUCGGCUGUUGUUUUCCCAGAGAGCAGUAUGCCCAACUUCCCCAACAUUCAGAUGCAUCUGUCUGGUGAGUAUGUUGGCUACAUUGGACCAGAGGCAGUGAAGAUUCAGACAACAAACCAUGAAGAUGUCUUCAUAAAGCAUAAAGAUAUUCGUAACUGCAACUACAAAUUUUGUGCCUUCUCACCCAACGGGAAGUACCUUGCUAUACUCCUUUCUGUAUCGAAAUCCUUUGAAAUUAUCAUUUCCAGAGUGGACAAGGGGUUGACCUUUCACGAUAUCGAUCUCCCGCUGUCUCGCCACAUCCAGGGGUUCAAAGGUCAUAGCUUCAACGAACACGUGGAGUGUAAGUGGUCACCAGAUAGUGAAUAUAUAACAGUGUGCUCAAAUAUCGAAUACGUUUUCGUACUUAGCAAGAAUCUUGAAAUUGUUGUAGAUAUCGCAGCCGACAUUCUUCCAGCUAACGCAUACCCCAGUUGGUCUGGGACGUUUGAUUACGAUCCAAGGUCAUGCCAUGAUAUCCUAGCAGUCGGUUGCAAGGACAGAAAAGUGUAUUUUCUGAAUGUUUCCUCAAAAGAGACUUUUCUUCAGUCUGAAGUCCUCGGAAAAGACGAUAUUGACUCUCUAGCUUUUCAUCCGCAAGGUACUUCUAUUGCCGUGGGAACAAGGGACUUCAAUAUUUAUUUGCUAUCUACUAACGAUGCACAGAUGGUGUUUCAAAUUGACAUGAAUUUCCAUGUGCCUGAUCUUACAGUGAAAAAUUCCAGUUUUCCCUCCAUCAUGAGGCUGUCUUUUUCCUCGACUGGGGAACAGUUGGCGACUGCUUCCAGCGAUGGAAAGGCGAGGAUUUGGCAACUCCCUGUCGAUAUAUCCCUCUUCAGGCUUUGCAAGUGGAUAAUUAUGAGCCAUGUUCCUGGCACAAAAUUGCAGCAGUUGCCUUUACCUAAGCAGAUUGUGUCCAAACUGUUGGAAAUGCCACGUCACCCAUGAGACCUGGUGUAUAGUUGCCCAAAAUUUUAACUGACAGUUAUAUUUAUAGCCAUUAAUUUUUUGAUAAUUUUUUUUUAUUUGACUUAAUUGUUAAGAAUUGGCUGUGUUCUUAUUGUAAACAAAUUUGUUUGUUCAACAAAUUUGUGUAUUUGUGUAAUGAAAAUAUUGCCUUUUAAUAUUUAUUGUAUUGUGGUCUGAAGUUUUAACAGAUAAUUAACUUAACUGGACAUUAAAGUUUAAAGUUAUCAGGCCCUGGUGGAUAGUGGGUUGGAAUUCGAAAAGCUCUUGUUGGACUUAAAUGUUUGAAAUAAAAUAGGCAUGCUUGUUUGAGAAAUGUAUUAUUUUGUGUCUGUUGUUCCAUUAUAAAAAAAAACACACACUAGAUUUUAGUGUAUAUUUUUUGUUUAUCUUAAUUGCACAGUAUUUUUUAUGCCCCCGGUAGGAGGGCAUAUAGUGAUCAGACUGUCCGUCCGUCUGUCUGUCACACUUUGCAUUUAGGUUUCAUAAAAUGCUCAUAACUUCUAUAUCCCUUGAGAUAUAACCUUCAUAUUUGGUAUGCAUGUGUAAAUGGACAAGGCCUUUCCAUACGCACAAACAUUUUGACCCCUGUGACCUUGAAGUUAAACUUAGGGUCCGCGUUUAGGUUUCGAAAUCUGUGUUUAGGUUUCGAAAAAUGCUCAUUACUUCUAUGUCCCUUGAGAUAUAACCUUCAUAUUUGGUAUGCAUGUGUAUAUGGACAAGGCCUUUCCAUACGCACAAAAAUGUUGACCCCUGUGACCUUGAACUUAGGGUCCGUGUUUAGGUUUUGAAAUUUGCAUUUAGGUUUCGAAAAAAGCUCAUUACUUCUAUCAAGCGUUUAUAGGGGGCAUAAGUCAUCCUAUGGUGACAGCUCUUGUUUUGAGAAAUGUAUUAUUUUGUGUCUGUUGUUUCAUUUUAUAAAAAAAACACUACGUUUUAGUGUAUAUUUUUUGUUAUUUUAAUUGUACAGUAUUUAUUGUUGUGUUUAGUUUCCAAUGUACAUGUAUUUGUAUUAUAAAAAUUGUUCUGUCUUUUAGUUGAAGUAAUAUGGAUAAAAGAGGUUUCAUAAUAUUUUGAAAAGAAUAACUCAAUACAGAAAUAUUUUAUGAAGUAAAGAAGUCUCUUAACACAAACAUGUGCCAUAAUAAGAGUCAACAACUAUGUCCUUAACAUUUUUGUAUUGUUUCUAUAUUCUGUGUUCAUUCAUGUUGAUGAAAUAGUUUUCCUGUCUAUACAAAACAUACAGGAGUAAGUUUAAACAUUAAGUUGUUA